Molecule: messenger RNA, 3405 nt
Organism: Ochotona curzoniae (black-lipped pika)
Lineage: Eukaryota; Metazoa; Chordata; Mammalia; Lagomorpha; Ochotonidae
Gene: ZSCAN29
Product: zinc finger and SCAN domain containing 29
Biological process (GO): regulation of transcription by RNA polymerase II
Molecular function (GO): RNA polymerase II cis-regulatory region sequence-specific DNA binding; DNA-binding transcription factor activity, RNA polymerase II-specific
Source: RefSeq, a predicted model, not a curated record
GGCUGGCAGGGGCUGGCCUGCGGUUGGACCCUGGGUGGGUGAUGCUGGACGAGGUCAGCUCUGCGAGUGACCUGAGAGUCGGUUCGAGGGGGAGACUCCCAGAUGCAGACCGUAGAGUGUCUCAGGGCGCCUUAGCCCCAUCGGAGGCCUCCGGAGGGAUGGCGAGGCGACUCCCAGAGUGACCGGGCCGCAGGACGCGAAGACAGAGGCCGGACCCCGGUACCCGCCAGUCCCCGGCCUGCACCCAGCUCGGGCGCCCUACUGCUGCGGCCUCUCGGAUCCUGCUCCUCAGCAGCUGUGGGUCUCUUCCCCUGGGCCACCCGACGCCGGCUCCAGGAGCCGCACCAGCUUCUUAAGGUUUCCCAGCAGUAGCUCCCGACCCCUAGCCUGAGUGGUCUCUAAUGCUGGGCAGGGACCGCAAAACCUCGAUAUCCCGUACUUGAGUGUUGGCGGUGGGAGUUGGUAAUGGCGGAGUCUAAGGGAGAUGAGCUGCGACCCGCUGGACAGAGGCUUUUUGUUGUUUUUGCAACCUUAGGACUUUCCGAUCCUUUACUGCAGCGUGAACUUCCUGUUGAGACAUCGGUUGGGGGAGUUAGAUGGGACCGGGUUUGGGGAAAUGGGGGAGAAGCAAGACAGGGCUGUUAUCAGCUGUUUCUUGAAGCUGCCCAGAAAUGCAGUUUUGUUUUUUUGAAAGACGGUAUUGGCUUGCCGAUGGUGCUGUCUCACAGAGUUAAUUAAGAGCCAGCUCUGGCAAGACUUGAGACAACCGAAUUCUUUUUGAUCGUGCCCCCCCUACUCUAGGGAGAAACUCCUCUCACAAAGAGACUCAUCUGCAGGGGAUUCUCCAAGGCUAUGGGGAGAUAGGCGUGAGCCCUAGAGGGCCACUGCUGUCUGCGGUGCAUGAUGGCCAAACCCACCUUGAGAGGGAAUGGCACUAAUUCCGAGAUGCGCUUCAGGAGAUUCCAUUACCAGGAGGUGGCUGGGCGCCAGCUCUGGGAAUUCUGCUGUAGGUGGCUGAGGCCAGAAGUGUGCACCAAGGAGCAGAUCGUGGAAUUGUUGGUACUGGAGCAGUUCCUAACCAUCUUACCUGGGGAGAUCCAGAACUGGGUCCAAGAGCAGUGUCCAGAAAAUGGAAAGGAAGCAGUGACUCUGGAGGAUUUAGAGAGAAUGCCUGGCAGACCUGGACUCCCGGUGACAGUCUCUGUGAAGGGGCAGGAUGUGCGCUCAGUGAAGAUGACACCCCUGAAAUCAUCACGGGAGUUAUUAAGUAUUCGGCAGGAGUCAGUGGAACCUCAGCCCAGGGGUGUACCCAAGAAAGAGAGGGCAAGGAGCCCAGACCUGGGACCACAGGAGCAGAGGAACUGCAAGGAGAAGCUCAGACCUUUUCAAAGGAGCGGUGAGGAGAUUCUCCCCUUCCCUUCCUCCUUCAAGAUUCCCAUUUCGGAGCAGGCACAAGCAUGGACCCCAGAUUCACUGGGCUCCAAAGAGCAAGAGCUCCCAAGAGACAGCCACGCAGGAAACAGAAGAGUGCAUGUUGAUUUCUUAACACCAAAGGGAGAGAGAAAAAGCUGGGUGGGACAGGAUCACAGGAGUUUUGAGGAUGAGAAGGUCAUAGGCGUGCAUUGGGGUUAUGAGGAGACCAGAACUUUCCUUGCCAUUCUCAGCCAGACUGAGUUUUAUGAAGCUCUCCGAAACUGUCAUCGAAACAGCCAAGUGUAUGGGGCUGUGGCUGAGUGGCUCCGAGAGCAUGGCUUCCUUCAAAUCCUGGAACAGUGCCGGACCAAGUUUAAAGGUCUUCAGAAGAGCUAUCGAAAAGUCAAGAGUGGCCACCCAUCUGAGACCUGCCCCUUCUUUGAAGAGAUGGAGGCCCUGAUGAGUGGCCAGGUCACUGCCCUACCCAGUAGCAGCCUGGAAGGGUCAGUCUUUCAUUCUGACCAGAUGGGUAGUGAUACUGAGGAUCCCCAGCCUGAGGAGGGAGCAGAAGAGGCCGUGGCUGAGGAGACUGACAGUGAGAAAGUGGAUUUCAAGGCUACAGCUCAGGACCCUGACAACACAACCACACCUGUCCUGUUGCAUAUCCCAAGUGGUGUACACUGGGGUUAUGAAGAGACCAAAACUUACCUUGCAAUUCUUAAUGAGACUCAGUUUUACAAAGCCCUGCAGAACUGUCACCGCAACAGCCAAUUGUAUGGCGCAGUAGCGGAGAGGUUAUGGGAAUAUGGCUUCCUUAGGACCCCAGAGCAGUGUUGCACGUUUAAAAGCCUCCAAACUAGCUACCAGAAAGUCAAGAAUGUACAGGCACCAGAGUCUUGUCCCUUCUUUGAAGAGAUGGAUGCUUUGGUGAGUGCUCAGGUUGCUGCCCCACUCAGUGAUGGCCAGGGAACCAGAGAGGCUGAAGCUGAGAAGCAAACUGAGGAGGCAGAAGAGACUACAGAGGAAGAUUCUGAUGAGGAUGAAGAGGACACUGAGAUCCCCCCGGGGGCUGUCAUAACCCCUGCUCCUGUCUUAUCCCAAAGCCCCAGUGGUUUUCAGGCUGGAUUUGAGAAUGAAGAGAAUGUAAAAUGGGACAUACCUGAGGAAGUACAACUGCAUAGGACAUUACUUGCAAGGUCUGAAAGGAAGAUUGCCCACCAUCCUAAUCAACAUAAAUGUAGUAAAAGUGAACACAGACCAGAAAGAUAGUGCAGAAAGACCCCAAGGGAGAAAAGAGGAAAGCUAGCACUUCCAGAGAAGAGUCUGGGUAAAGUCCUAAGUCAUCAGAAGCUUUGCUUGGGAGAGAGACCCUCUAAAUAUAUCAGAUAUGGCAAAAGCUUUAGCCCAAACUCCCAUCUCAUGCACCAGAUAUCCCACCAGGUAGAAAAUCCAUAUAAAUGUGCCGAGUGUGGGGAAGCCUUCAGUCGGAGUGCACGCCUCAUUAGACAUCGGAGAAUCCACACGGGAGAGAAACCUUAUAAGUGCCUUGACUAGAAACCUUAUAAGUGCCUUGACUGUGGGAAAAGUUUUCAUGACAUUUCAAACUGCAUCACCCAUAGGAGAAUCCACACGGGAGAGAAACCUUAUCAGUGUGGUGAGUAUGGAAAACGCUUCAAUCAGAGCUCAAGCCUUAUAAUUCACCAGAGAACUCACACAGGAGAAAAGCCCUAUCAAUGUGAAGAGUGUGGAAAAAGCUUCAACAACAGUUCUCCUUUUAGUGCACAUCGGAGGAUACAUACUGGAGAGAGGCCACAUGUGUGUUCUGACUGUGGUUUCAGUAAGAGUUCUGACUUACGUGCGCAUCACAACACAGGAGAGAAACCCUAUGGGUGUCAUGACUGUGGCAAGUGUUUUAGUAAAAGCUCUGCCCUUAACAAGCACCGAGAAAUCCACACACGGGAAAAGCUUCUGACACAGUCAGCACCCAAGUAA